UAGCUUGGUGCAGAGGGACAUCCAUAUCCUGAACGUGUGGGUGAGACAUAAUAGCACUGGUGGACCUCAAGGGGAGCCAACCUGUGGGAGCCAACCUGUGUGAUUUCAGAGCAGGGCAGGAUCUGAAAGGCAGAUGGCGCUUCUUCCAGCUAAUAAAGCUCUCAUUUCCACAGGAAUGAAGGAAUUUAAUGCUCUGCUGAAUCAGCAGGUCUUCAGUGAGCCUCCUAUCUCUGAAGAAGACAUGUUGACUGUGGUGAAUGACUGGGUGAAAUUCUACAUCGACUAUUAUAGGCAGCAGAUGAUGGGAGAGCAGCAAGAGCAGGACAGGGCUCUGGAGGAACUUCAGAAAGAGCUGAAUACUCUGGCCAUCCCCUUCCUGGACAAGUAUAAGGCCUUCCUGAGGUCCUUGUGAGCACCAAGUCACCCACCGCUUUUCCCCUGGCCUGGGGACCAAGGCCGGCACCUCUAGGAAACCCGCCUCUGUACCCUUCAAGUCCUCAGGCUCAGCUCCUUGGUGUUGCUCUAUCUUGACGCCUCAAUAAAGACCAACACUGGCUUUGCUGGUCUUCCUGGCUCUC
Messenger RNA from Miniopterus natalensis, 578 nucleotides. RefSeq names its product alpha hemoglobin stabilizing protein (gene AHSP). Gene Ontology annotation, cellular component: cytoplasm. Lineage: Eukaryota; Metazoa; Chordata; Mammalia; Chiroptera; Miniopteridae. Gene Ontology annotation, biological process: erythrocyte differentiation; protein stabilization; protein folding. Gene Ontology annotation, molecular function: hemoglobin binding. The record is from RefSeq and is a predicted model, not a curated record.